UGAUGAUAAAAAUAUGUAUGGUUGCUAGCUUUUCCAAAAUCUCAGUACUGAUAAAAUGGCCAAGAAUGAUACGGUGCGUUUUGGCAUCUUAGGCUGCGCCAACAUAGCUAGAAAAGUAGCAAGAGCCAUUUCUCUUUCUCCCAAUGCCACCGUCUACGCCAUUGCAAGCCGUUCCAUACAGAAGGCGGAGAAAUUUGCCACUGAAAACAGUUUACCGGCGAGUGUGAGGAUCUAUGGUAGCUACGAUGAGGUUGUGGAGGAUUCAGGUGUGGAUGCAGUGUACAUUCCUCUCCCCACCAGUCUGCACGUGCAGUGGGCGGUUACUGCUGCGAGUAAGAAGAAGCACAUUCUGGUUGAGAAACCGGCCGCUCUUGAUGUGGCGGAGCUUGAUCGGAUCUUAGAAGCAUGUGAGUUAAAUGGUGUGCAGUUUAUGGAUGGUUCUAUGUGGUUGCAUCACCCUAGGACUGCUCAUAUGGAACACUUGCUCUCUCUUUCUAAUUCCACUGGUAUUGGACCCGUUCAUUUUAUUCAUAGCACAUCAACAAUGCCAACAACACAAGAGUUCUUGGAGAAUAACAUUAGAGUAAAGCCAGAGUUGGAUGCUCUUGGUGCACUUGGUGACUUAGCAUGGUACUGCAUUGGUGCAUCCUUAUGGGCAAAGGGCUACAAACUGCCAACCACCGUCACUGCGCUUCCCGACGUCACCCGAAAUGCGGCUGGAGUCAUAUUGUCAAUCACAGCUUCUUUGCAAUGGGACCAACCAAAUCAAACAGUUGCAAAUAUUCAUUGCUCAUUUCUUUCUCACACGUCGAUGGAUUUAGCAAUAUGUGGUUCCAAUGGUUCUAUGCAUCUUAGGGACUUCAUAAUUCCAUAUAAUGAGACUAGUGCAAAAUUUGACUUCACAUUUGGUGCAAAAUUUGUUGAUCUUCAUAUUGGAUGGAAUGUGAGACCAGAGGAAGUUCAUGUGGCUAAUAAGCUCCCACAAGAAGCUUUGAUGGUACAAGAGUUUGCUAGGCUUGUUGCAAGUAUUAGAGAUUGUGGGUCUCAUCCUUCUAUCAAAUGGCCUGAAAUUAGUCGAAAAACUCAAGUGGUAGUUGAUGCUGUGAAGAAGUCUUUAGAGCUUGGCUGCAAACCUGUUGCCUUGUAGCUAGGUAGCUGCAAAAUCAUUGCACAAUUUAUAGAUAUGUAUCUAGAUAAAAAUUGAUGAAAUAUACAAAGUGUAUGUUUGGAUUCGUAGUGCAUUUGACAAAAUCAUAACACGGUGACGCUGUGAUUUUGUUGAAACUCCAAGGCGUAAGUUAUGGCAAAACCAAAUGAGUCGCCGCGAUUUUGCCAAAUUUACGGUGAUGAGAGUAUUGGAUGAAAAAUCAGGAUGAGUUAAUGUGAUUCUGUCAAAUUCACGGUCAAUAUAUAUUAUGUGUACAAAACAACAAUAGAUAACUAUUACAAAAUAACUUGCAAACAACAAUUAUCUU
This is a messenger RNA of Trifolium pratense (red clover), 1475 nucleotides long. RefSeq lists its product as uncharacterized. The transcript has 2 exons. Lineage: Eukaryota; Viridiplantae; Streptophyta; Magnoliopsida; Fabales; Fabaceae. The record is from RefSeq and is a predicted model, not a curated record. Gene Ontology annotation, molecular function: nucleotide binding. Bases 56 to 1147 code for a protein of 363 amino acids.